AUGAGUACGUCUUCCUUGGGCGAUCAAGCGGUCCUGCUAAAUGAAGUGUGGGAAGUAGAAGCGAAAGGCCGCGCAAAGAUUAUGGAAGCAAAAGAUCGUCGCAUGGAAAGGAUCCGAGAAGCACAUCGUCUUGCACAAGUAGAGAUCGAAUCCUUCAGAGAGGAAAAAGAAGCAGCAUUCAAAAUGAAAUGCCAAUCAUUCGAGAAGGAAGAUGAUAAGCGCAAGAAGGCACUAAUACGCGAAGUGGAGAGAGAGCUGGAUUACACGGAAGCGAGAGUUCAGCUUUGCAAAUCAUUGGUCAGUUAUCUGAUUCGAUUUGAGGGAUGA
Molecule: messenger RNA, 327 nt
Organism: Strongylus vulgaris
Lineage: Eukaryota; Metazoa; Nematoda; Chromadorea; Rhabditida; Strongylidae
Source: the annotation of a GenBank genome assembly